GACACUGCAACAUUGAAUCUCUGUGUCUAACAUAAGCUUUGAAGUGAAUAAACCCUGAGAGACACAGGCAGUGAAAAGGGUUCAAAAGAAACCAUGGCUUCUGUAGCAUCAGUUCAGCAACUUUUCACCCCAGCAUUCACUGUUGAUAUCAAGAAAGUUAAAAGUAAUGCCAGGAAAAUGUCUGAGCGAUGUCAGACUCUCGGAGUUCAACUCAGGCCACAUAUGAAAACUCACAAAACUCUGGAGUGUGCAGAUAUAAUGACUGGAGGCUCUCGACGCUGCAUCGCAGUCUCUACGUUGGCUGAAGCUCAUUUCUACGCUGACAAUGGCUUUGAUGAUAUCUUGUAUGCCUAUCCGCUUCCUGUUGACAAGGUGGGAGCCUGUGCAGAGCUAGCAGAAGGUCUGGAGAUGUUCCACGUGCUGGUUGACAAUGAGGUGGCAGUGAUGGAGCUCAAGAAGAGACGUCUGCGAGAUGAGAAGUCAUGGCUGGUGUGGUUAAAGUUGGACUGCAACAAUGGAAGAGCCGGAGUGCAACCUGAGGACUCAAUGGCGUUGUUAUUGGCGAAAUCUAUAGCAGACAGCGAGGGGAUGGAGCUGGCGGGUGUGUAUGCACACUGUGGGAAUUCUUAUGAAGCGACCGGAGUUAAGGAGAUCCAGGCUGUGGCACAGGAAACUACAACUGCCACAUUGAAGUUUGUGGAGAAGUUGGAGAAGGCAGGUGUGAGGUGUCCUCGCAGUAGCAUUGGAUCAACACCUUCCUGCAGUCACCCUGUAUCAGACAUGGAACGUCUCAAUGAGCUCCACCCUGGAAACUACAUCUUUUACGAUGUCCAGCAGCUGAUGAUUGGUUCCUGCCAGAUGGAUGAUAUCGCUGUGCGAGUGUUGACAAGGGUCAUAGGUCAUUAUCCUCAUCGCAACCAACUAUUAGUGGACUGUGGCUGGACAGGAUUGAGCCUGCACAGUCUGGGAAAGCUGCCUACUGGCUUUGCACUUGUGGAGGGGCAUCCUGAGCUGAAGUUGGUGGGAAUGACACAAGAGCAUGGGAAGAUCGAAUCGAUCUCAGGAAGGCUGGAUUUUGACAAGUUCCCACUUGGAAGCCUCAUCUCACUCAUCCCUUAUCAUGCCUGUGCCACUGCAGCAAUGCAUCCCGUCUACUAUGUGCACUCGGAAGGGAAAAUUAUAGCUGAAUGGAGACCGACGCGAGGCUGGUAGAGAUGUUCAAGAACAUUUUACAUUUUACUCUGCAGAGAGGAUAGAGAGCAUAGAUAAGAUUUCUUUAUUAGUCACAUGUACAUUGAAACACACAGUGAAAUACAUCUUUGCGUAGAGUGUUCUGGGGAAGUUCAUCAUUGUUUUUUUUAGGUCAAAACUGUUAUGAUGUCCCUAAUGCUGUUUUCAAAAACUCUCAUAAAAAGUUGUGAAAAUCAUUGGUGUUAAUU
Messenger RNA from Pristis pectinata (smalltooth sawfish), 1439 nucleotides. RefSeq lists its product as uncharacterized. Gene Ontology annotation, biological process: D-serine catabolic process. The record is from RefSeq and is a predicted model, not a curated record. Gene Ontology annotation, molecular function: D-serine ammonia-lyase activity. Bases 94 to 1212 code for a protein of 372 amino acids. Lineage: Eukaryota; Metazoa; Chordata; Chondrichthyes; Rhinopristiformes; Pristidae. The transcript is spliced from 8 exons.